AUGCGUGCGGCCGCGGAAAGUGCCUCUCACGCCUCAGCAACAGGCGAUUCGUCGCCUCUUGUCGUGAAUCCUCCACGUGGUGAGUCACCACGUGCGACAGGUACAUCUGUUGCGUCUGCAGCGGGUAUCUCGAAUCGUAAUCCGGACGAGUCUGAGAUAGAGCUCAUUUAUUCCGGCGAGUCGGAUGCUGCAUCCGAUUUGAAGGCGACUCCUUACGCCUCGGGAUCACCCGGGGUGGACGCUGCAAAAGCCAGGCUGACUGGCUCUGGUCAGCGCGGCAGUAUCACGACCGAGAUCUUCGGAUCGAGUGAUUAUUCCGAUGAGUCUCCGCCUCACGCAAGUCCGUCUAACGAUAGGACGCGUGGAGAUGGUGGUGAUGCUCCCUUACAUCACCACGAGCGAAGUAACUUAAGGGAUCGGGGUAACACUGGUGCCAGUGCUCAUGCUGACACAAUCGAGAGGCUUGGGACCGAAAUGUCCUGUGCCACGCUCCCCAAGUGGAGUCUCCGUGGAUGCCACCAUCCAGAGAGUCGGACCGGUUGGCCGGCACGACUACCGAUCGAGGGAUGGAAUGCCCUCAUCCACAAUAUCGAGUGCAUUGGCCGUAAGGAUUGGCUCGCCAAACUUGAUGCAGCUCGCAUCAGGUUUGAGAAACGCAACCCCGUCGGGGCGCGAUACAAGUUGCACCGGCUUUUAAGAGAGGCCGGAUUACCCUGUCUCUCGUGGGGUGAUUCGUGUCCAGGUUGCCUGGACAACUCCAACCGUGCCCCUAGGGAGACCCACCUCCCUAAUGAUCCCUACUGGAGGGCGCGCAUCUCUUCCAAGAUGGCCAAAGGGAUUGACACCUUGCAAUCCCUGUACUCGCGUUUGGGGAGGUCUUUUUCCGACGGCCCUUUUUCAAACGCAACGGGUGGGUCUCGUCAUACUGCUCGACGAGACCAAGGACAUCAUCAAUCAGCUGGGCACGAGGCUCCCAGAUGUCCCAGGCCGGCUCCACUAGGAAGCGUGGACCACCGCCUGAGUUCACCAAAGGAUGUGGUGGCGGCGGGAACAGCCGAUCCGGCUCGAGAGUCGGAUCAGCUUGAUGUUCAAGAGCUGAACCGUGUAACGGAACAGUUGCAAGAUGACCUGGCUCACGAACGGACUCGGCGUUAUGGGCUUGGUGAUCUUGUGAGGGAUAAUUAUAAUUCUCUAACGCACGAUCGUUCGGACGAUCGUGCCGCUUUUGCGUUCGCGCAACUUGAGAACGAACGUUCGACUCAUUCUCUUCGUGAUGAGCUGGCUGUAGCUCGUCGAAACAUCGCUGAAAUGCGUGAACAGGUCGCUUCGCUAGUCGACCAGACUGGCUCGUUGAAACGGGACCACUCGAAGGUGGUCUCGGCUCUCGACCGCGGAUGUGUUCUUCGCACUCGAAACGGGCUCGUACUGAUAGUACGGGCGGAGACGAGCGACGUAAAACGUAGGAUGCGCACGCAUCUUAUGAAGCAGUUCAAUCGUGUAUGUGUUGCCCAUUUGGAGCAAGACACGAAAUGGACCGAUGUACCUGGGCAGUAA
Peronospora matthiolae is the source of this 1554-nucleotide messenger RNA. The record is from the annotation of a GenBank genome assembly. NCBI's taxonomy places the organism in Eukaryota, Oomycota, Peronosporomycetes, Peronosporales, Peronosporaceae.